AUGCUUUUUCCGCUCCUUUUACUCUUUCUACUAGCGAAUCGAGCGGACGGUUUCGACAAAAUCCAGCUGAAUUCGACGCGCGUCACCAACUGGGGAAAGUGGCACGAAUGGGCGAGGUGUGAGGACGGGAAGCACGCGCACGGAAUGCAGAUCAAGUACGAGCCGAAUCAGUACGCGGGCGACGACAGUGCUCUCAACGCAAUCGCUCUCUACUGUCUCGAUUUGGCUUCGUGUAAGGAAAAUAACCAAAAAAUGGGUCAUCCGGCGGUGUUUCGGUGUGCUUCUCACGGAAGAAUUUUUAUCUUUUUUAGAAAAUUUUUUGAUGGAAUGUGAUCAACUGACGAAAUGUAUAGCAAAGUGAACUGUGCUCAUAGAAAAAUAAUUGUAAAUUUAGCUGUUCAUACAAAAAAGUUAUUCGAGUUGUUCCGUGAAAAAAGGGGGCCAACGGAACAACUCGAAUAACUUUUUUGUAUGAAAAGCUAAAUUUACAAUUAUUUUUUUAUGAAUAGAGUUUACUUUUCUAUACAUUUCGUCAGUUGAUCACAUUCCAUUAAAAAAUUUUCUAAAAAAGAUGCAAAUUCUUCCGUGUGAGUUCUUUCGCUCAACUAUUACACUGUCCAAAUCCCAGUUCGUCAAAACUUCACACAGUAGAAUGUUUGCCUCAAAUAGUGUGCAAUUAAUUCUCUUGAUAAAAUUAGGACGAGUCAGUCAUUGCAGACACGUACCACUCGAACGACUGGAUCAUGGGCGGCGAGGGACCGUUCGGGUAUUGGCAAACAGUCGGCUACUGUCCGAUCAGCACCGCAAUCGUCGGUUUCGCUCUCCGUGCUCAAGGACACGUCGAUGGCGACAAUCCUGCCGCGGACAACUUUGCCGUCUUCUGUGCAUCCGUGUGCGGACCGCGAUACAGUGACUACAUAAUUCGAGGUUGGUUGGCGUUCAGUGGAAAGAAAAUGUGGCAUCUGGGUGAAUGUUUUACUAGAAUACGUACUUAUUUUGUAGAGUAAUGGGGCUAUUCAGCGUGUGUUUGUUUUCCGUUUUUUUCGUUGUUUUUUACAUCGCUGAAUUGGAUUUUUUGACGUAAAAAAACGAAAAAAAUGGAAAACAAUCAUUUUUUCACAGCCUGAAUAACCCCAUAAUAACUGAAUGUCAUAUAGGUGAGCAUUGGAAAGAUCCGAAGACUCGAAGACAAAACUCAUUUUUUCAGGAACAACCGCCGAGUUUGGCAACUGGUCGGCGCCUCAAUUCUGUCCACGUGGCUUCGUGGUUUGUGGAAUCCAGGCUCAAAUUGAAGGAAAUCAAGGCCGCGGAGUAGACGAUACGGCGUUGAAUAACGUGAAUCUGGAGUGCUGUAGAGUCCGCAAAGAAGUCUGUUCGCUCACUUUGGCCCGUCAUUCUGUGAACUCCAACUCAAGUGGUAACUUUUAAUAUCAUGAAUUUAUUAUGAAAGUCGGCACGGAACCCCAGCCUUCCAAUAAAAAAUUCCCUUGGCGCAAUUCACGUGCGCUAAACAAGGCGCGUAACGCGUAAUUUCGGAGCGUCGUUGUAGAGUUUCUCAUUUCAAUUUUCCCUUUUUUUUGCAUUAUCCCCAUCUUUUCAGAACCAAUCAGUGUCGAAACUUAUAAUAAUGAUUAGAUAUGAAUAAAAAAUGAAAUGUUAACUGCUUCGUCAUCAAUUUCGAAACGUUUUAUGUGAAAAUUACAGAAUUGUUUUCCUUUUGGAAUCGAAAAUUUGCCUCAAUUAUCUCAAUUCUGUAUAUUUUUCGACGGUUGAGCGCUUAAAAGAUGCGCAAUAAACUGCUUGUUGACUGGAGACGGUUCGAAUGCCAGUGUCCGAACUCGAUUCGGCAAAUAAUCAUUAAAACUCGGUUUUUUUCAGUAGUUUUCGACAAAAUCCCUUAAUUUGGUCAAUUCUGAACGAAUCUGCUCCGUUUCGCGCUUAAAUCGAUGCUUUUAACUCUGACAAACGCCCCUACGGUUCGCAAAGAACAAAAUUUGAGUGUUUAUUAAGAGAAAAACGAAAGAAUUCUGGGUUUCAAUUGAAAAACGAAACUGCGAGUCGAGGGUGGAUGCAAGCGCGCCCCAUUGACAACUCGCUUGCGCAUUGCAAUGCUGGGGUUCCGUGAGCCCCCCUACUUCCAGAUUCUCCGCCAACUUCCAGCCGCAUGGAGCUGCACUCAACUCGACUCACCAACUGGGGCAGAUGGUAUCCGUGGGCGAGAUGUUCGACGGGACGGUACGCGCACGGAAUGCAAAUAAAGUACCGACAGAAUCUGAAGGAACGAGAUAAUACGAAUCUGAAUGCGGUGGCUAUUUUCUGUCAGGAACUGGGGCUAGACGAGAUCCGCGGCGACGACGGUUGGAUGAGCGGCGAGGGUCAUUUCGGUGUCUGGCAGACGGUGCGCUACUGUCCCGCGCGCACCGUCAUCAUCGGAUUCGCCCUUCGCUCUCAGCCACCUCAAACCGACGGCGACAACGUGGCGGCGGACAACUUUGCAGCCUACUGUGGAACGGUUUAUGGUCCCCGAAAGCCCGACUUGACGAUUCGAGGUCGCUUUUGCAACUGUAAAGUGACAACUUUAACGUUUCGGUUCAGGAGACACUGCGGGCGUGGGCAAUUGGACGGCCGAUCAGUUCUGUCCGCAGGGAUACGUCGUCUGCGGGAUUCAGAGUCAGAUUCACGAAUUGCAGAAUCUGAACGACGACACGUCGCUGAAUAACGUGAAUCUGGAGUGCUGUCGAGUUCCGAUCGAUCAAUGCGAACUCAAACAUUCGAUGGUCCCGAUUGCAGAGUUCGACAAUAGAAGCGGUCGGUUACGGUAACAUGUCGACGACAAUCUGGGGUACAUGUUUAAGGAAACGGAACAGUGUCGGCGAAGUUUGUGAAGAAGAUAUCGUACACUCGAACCACUGGAUCCACGCAAACUGUCACCAAUGAGGAAAAGAACGUCAUUUCGAAAAGUUAGUCUUUUUCCGUCAAGUAAUGCGGCUAUUCAGGGGAUUAAAAAAUGAUUGUUUUCCGUUUUUUUUCCCUAUUCACUAUCAGCGAUGUCAAAAAAUGGAAAAAAAAACGGAAAGAAAUGCAUCGCUCGCAGCGUUUUUUUUUCCGGCGGGUCUCGCAGCGAUUUCCCGGACGCGAAGCAUGCGGCUACUGUGAGAGACGUUUUAUGAGCGGAUUUACGAGAACAGGGCUUUUUUUUCUAAUUUUUCAGCGAAAUUGCCACGUUUUCCCACUAUUUUCAAUCGCUUUUCAACGGAAAUUCAGUUCUUAUUUAUCUGUUAUGGUAACUGAUGCGAAAUUGCCACGCGUUUACCGCUAUUUCCGACCGACUUUGCUUGAAUUUUUUUUUUUUUUUUUAAUAGUUUCGAGUGCCUCGUCAUAUCGUUCAAAACAUUGAGCUUUUCGGUGAAAAUCGGUUCAAAAUAGCGGGAAAACGUGGCAAUUUCGCUGAAAAAUUAGAAAAUUUUUCGUAAAUCCACUCAUAAAGCGUCUCUCACAGUAGCCGCAUGCAUCGCGUCCGGGAAAUCGCUGCGAGACCCGCCGGAAAAAAACGCUGCGAGCGAUGCAUUUAUUUCCGUUUUUUUUUUCAUUUUUUUUACAUCGCUGAAUAGGGAAAAAACGGAAAACAAUCAUUUUUUCAUCCCCUGAAUAGCCCCAUAAUAGUCGGUCCCUACUUUCUAUUUUCUCAGCCUGAUUUCAAGAUUUCCAACUCUGAACUUCAUUUUUUGUGUUCAUUCUUCUGUUUGGCUCUUCAGAACUGUCGAUUGGUUUCGGUCUGAGCUACGAGAGUUCGUCAAGCGUCGGCGCCAGUGUCACUGGAUCCAACGGCGUCGGAGUCACUGCACAACUCCAAAGAACGUUGGGUCUGACCGGAGACAUCAACAGGGAACUAUUGGAGGGCAGCGAGCAGAUCACGACGAAGCAGUUGCAGUCGAUGGUGCAGGAUGCGACGACCCACGAACGAUCGGUCCGUUUACUCUAGAAUUGGACACGUUUUCAAGUUUUCAGGAGACGAUCACGUUCACAGUUCCCGCCUUCACUCGCGUCAUCAUCGAACAACUCUUCAUCACUUGCGGAGAAUAUCGAUUGGGACUGGCGAAGACUGUCUCCAGAGGCUGA
Caenorhabditis sp. 36 PRJEB53466 is the source of this 4119-nucleotide messenger RNA. NCBI's taxonomy places the organism in Eukaryota, Metazoa, Nematoda, Chromadorea, Rhabditida, Rhabditidae. The record is from the annotation of a GenBank genome assembly.